UUUGACAUCAUAUCUACGUCGCUAUGUGAGCAGUGUUGCUUCUAGCUUCGGUUUAACAAUAACUGAGUGUUAUCUAGACGUUUUAACUAAGAUUUGUCUGGCACGUUUGAAGAUGGUUUGCGAGAAGUGCGAGAAGAAGCUGGGGCGCGUCAUCACGCCUGAUACCUGGAAAGAUGGGGCUAGAAACACAACAGAGAGUGGUGGUCGAAAGCUUAAUGAAAAUAAAAUGCUGACAUCAAAAAAAGCCAGGUUUGAUCCUUAUGGGAAAUCUGGAUUUUCCACAUGCAGGAUAUGCAAAAGCUCUGUCCAUCAGUCUGGUUCACAUUACUGUCAGGGGUGUGCUUACAAAAAAGGAAUUUGUGCCAUGUGUGGAAAGAAGGUUCUUGACACCAAGAACUACAAACAGACUUCAGUUUGAUUUAUUAUUAAUGGGUUGAUGGAGAUUCAUCUGUAGCUGAGAGGGGGAUGUUUGUGGAUAUCUGUGCUGACUCUUCCAAGUGUUGAGAAUGAUCACUCGAGUCCACAAAAGAGUUUAGUUUGCUGCACUUUGUGGUGCAAAAGGAGUGCACUAGUAUUUGUAUCAAAUAUAUCAGUGGUAUUUUUCUCUCACUAAACAACCUUAGAGCAAUAUAUUGGCUUGUACUGUUUGGACAAUGUAGAUGCCUUUGAGUACAUUUGCUAGGGAACAUGUUUUAAAAAUGUUCUAAUUUAUUUGGAAACUCUUUUUGUUUUUUUAAGUGAAUAAUUUAUCAUUUUUUAAUCCUACCAAACAUGACAGUGAUAAGGUUAUUUAAUCAAAAUAAGUUCUCUUCAUGGCAAUUUAUUGCCCUAUUUGACUUAUUUAGCCAUUGGAUCUUACCAGAGUUUAGACUUUGACUUUUAAAUGUUACCUCUUCCCGCAAUUAAAAAAAUAUCAAUCUUGUUUGAAGUUAUAUUUCCUCUUCUGUUUUCAAGGCAUUGUCACUAUUACAAAAUCUAACGUAAAUAUGAAACAAAUAGACACUGACAUACCAAUAUAAGACAGCUACAA
Molecule: messenger RNA, 1030 nt
Organism: Carassius carassius (crucian carp)
Lineage: Eukaryota; Metazoa; Chordata; Actinopteri; Cypriniformes; Cyprinidae
Product: cysteine-rich PDZ-binding protein-like
Exons: 5
Coding region: 113-418 (101 amino acids)
Biological process (GO): cytoplasmic microtubule organization
Cellular component (GO): dendrite
Molecular function (GO): PDZ domain binding; microtubule binding
Source: RefSeq, a predicted model, not a curated record